Astyanax mexicanus (Mexican tetra) is the source of this 3768-nucleotide messenger RNA. RefSeq names its product zinc finger protein 239-like. Gene Ontology annotation, biological process: regulation of transcription by RNA polymerase II. NCBI's taxonomy places the organism in Eukaryota, Metazoa, Chordata, Actinopteri, Characiformes, Acestrorhamphidae. Gene Ontology annotation, molecular function: RNA polymerase II cis-regulatory region sequence-specific DNA binding; DNA-binding transcription factor activity. The record is from RefSeq and is a predicted model, not a curated record. Bases 244 to 1092 code for a protein of 282 amino acids. The transcript is spliced from 2 exons.
GCUCGGUGUUAACCGCAGUAGUCACUCCAGAAAAAGGGAAGUAAGAAAAGUACAUAUUGUCAUCCAGAAAUUAAAAUAUUCCAGGGAUUUCUCCUAAAAUUCAUCACUGCAACAAAAAGGAUAUUUAACUAAGAGCAAUGUUAAACUGCUGAAAGAGGUGAAGCACAAGACAUCCUGAAGAAUCUCCAAAACACGCAGAAAUAGUUUGAUACGUUUAACAGAUAAACAAAGCAAAGUCCCGACAUGGAGAAACAUCACCAGCGCAUUCACACAGGAGAUAAACCGUAUAACUGCUCAGACUGUGGGAAGACUUUUACUCAACAGAGUAAUCUCAAAAAACACCAGCGCAUUCACACAGGAGAGAAACCGUAUUACUGCUCAGACUGUGGGAAGAGUUUUAAUCUACAGAGUACUCUCAAAAUACACCAGCGCAUUCACACUGGAGAGAAACCGUAUCACUGCUCAGACUGUGGGAAGAGUUUUAAUCUACAGAGUACUCUCAAAAUACACCAACGCAUUCACACAGGAGAGAAACCGUAUCACUGCUCAGACUGUGGGAAGAGUUUUACUAAACAGAGUACUCUCAAAAUACACCAGCGCAUUCACACUGGAGAGAAACCAUAUCACUGCUCAGACUGUGGGAAUAGUUUUAAUCUACAGAGUACUCUCAAAAUACAUCAGCGCAUUCACACAGGAGAGAAACCGUAUCACUGCUCAGACUGCGGGAAGAGAUUUACUACACAGAGUCAAUUCAAAAUUCACCAACGCACUCACACAGGAGAGAAACCAUAUUACUGCUCAGACUGUGGGAAGAGUUUUAAUCAAGAGGGUCAUCUCAAACGACACCAGCGCAUUCACACAGGAGAGAAACCGUAUCACUGCUCAGACUGUGGGAAGAGUUUUAAUCGACAGAGUAAUCUCCAAAAACACCAGCGCAUUCACACAGGAGUGAAACCAUAUCACUGCUCAGACUGUGGGAAGAGUUUUAAUCAACUGAAUUAUCUUAAAAAUCACCAGCGCAUUCACACAGGAGAGAUAACUGUCCCAGAUGUGUUUCACUGCAAAAAAAAAAGUGCAAAUUCUAAAUCCUAAAUUCCAAAUUCUUUGACAGCCAAAACACCUUAUUCCACUCAGAAUCUUCACUCUGUCACUUGAGACACAUUCCACCAGAAACAAACAAGAGACUGAUAUAAACAAUGGCUUUUACAGAUUCAGCAAAAUGAAUCUUAUCUGGGGAUGUUGUUUAAUGUAUUCCAUUAUAUGUUUUCCCCAGACAUGUAUAAAGAACUAGAGACCCAGACUUAAGUAAAAGUACAAGUAUAUUUCAUUAGUAGUUGAAGUGUUCUUUAAGCAUCAUACUUAAGUACUACUUAUGUAUUGCAAGUAGUUUUUUUCUACAUGUUCUAAUCUAGUACUGUAAUGUGUAGUGAUGUGUUAUGUAGAGAUUACAGAAAAAACUCAACUUUGAAUAUCAUCUUGUUUAUAUUAUUUCAAAUGUUUAGGCUAAAGGACUAUUUUCCUCUGGCUGAAACAACAGCACAAGAACAGGAAUGCACAGGAUAGAGUACAUUUACAUGAAGUCUUAAAUUAACUUUUUGUGUUGAACACACAGCAAACUCAGCCACACUGCCCUCCCUUAAAAAACAUGGACUGUAAAUGAAUUUGAGAAGUGUCUCCAGGGGGAGGUUGAGCAUCAUAUCAGUAGUGAAGUAAAAAUAAUACUCCAGUAGAUACAGGUACAGCAUUUUGGUAGUUAAGUACAGUGGUAAAGUAGUUCUGCUUGUUACUAUAUAUCUCUGCUAACACCAGCAUGAUCUGUUGGGUCUUUUCCAAGAAUAAAUAAAAGUGAUAAUGCUAGUUUACAGUAAAAUCCUUUCUUGGACACUUCACUAAUUUACAGGUUCUGCAUUAGCCUUUAGAACUAAUAAUAUUUAACAUUUAAAGAGCGUGGAUUUCAGAAUUCCAGGACAUUUGUAGUUUAAAAAUUGAGUAUGAUUUGCCAUAAGGAGGAAAGAAUAUUUUGGUAAAUGUAUAUUUCAUCCCCAGCCUUAACAGAUUCUCAUUUGUUUGUAAAUGUAAACCUUUUCAUUUUAUUUUCUCCAAUUCUGUUCAUUUAUUUACCUUGCACAGGUGUAUUGUGUCACCCUGUUUAAUGUUGUUCAAAAGGAGUCUUUGUUUUUGCUGGUUAAAAUAUGAAUGUAUUUUUUGACCUUCGUGGAAUUAUGUGUUUUGUUUUGAUUAAUCAAAUUUAAUCAUUAAGUGUUUUUUUUAGAACAUAUGGUAGAUUUCUGAUUCUGUAAUCCACAUAGUUGAUCAAAGUUCCUUUGGGACAAGCAGUUAGCCAGGUCAAAUUUAAAUUACUAAUGAACCAAUAAAAGUACAUUCAUGUAGGUUUCUCCUCCUACCAGUAAGAAGAUUGGAGCCUCAGCGAAGACAAUGGAGCUUAUCAUAGUCUUUGAAACUAACACCUCACUUUGGUCAUGUCCCAAGUAAUUCAGUCUUUGCGAGGCAGAUAGAGCUGAGUUUUUAGAGUAGUUGUGUGUUCAGUUCGAGUUCGAGCGAGGGCACUGCCAGUGCAUGCUCAAAAUGUUAGAUUAGCAUAACGUAGUCUUUAAAAUUUAGAUGUCAUAGUUCUUAGGAGUAGAAUUCUUAGUUUGCAACUAAACCUUUAGGAAGAAACCUUCAGUACUUAUGAUUAGGAAGUAUUGAAUAAAUAAAUUUAAUAUCUUUUCUAGUAUAUGCAGAUUUAAUCAUUUCCCUUCACUUCUAGUAACUCUGUUGUCGCUCUGUGGAAGCCAUCCUCAAUUCACAAAGUGCAGCAUGGCUUAGCUUAAUGCUAUCAACCGCUAGACCCACCCAUACGAAAAGUGAAGGGGAAAACACCACCUGAGCCACUCCAGAGAGCUCCCAAAAGUGAGACCCAGAGCCACAGAGAGACGACACUGUGCAGGGUACUGUCGUGUAGACCAGAGAGGAGCAUCUAGACCCCACAGAGAGGCCAACAAAAUCCUUUCCAUACGUUAAAUAAAAUACCAGGUACCCGUGGGUUGUUAAAAAGUCCCAAAAUGUCUUUAAUUCAGUUUAACAUAUUCAAGGUCUAAAGAUCUCUUAAAAUAUCUGUGCUAAUCAGAGUGAGCGAAAGAUACACAGUGCGAGCAAGCGAGAGACAGUAUGCAUGUUCCAUAUGUGCUCUCUGUUUCAUUUAUGUGUGUUUCAUUAAAAGUAUCAGAAACAGGCACCAAUUUUUUAAAUGUAUGUAUUUUUUAAUCUUUUGGUACGCAGUAGUACCAAGACAUUUUAGUCGGUACAUUUUUGGUAAUGAAUUUUGAUACCUAGCCCUAAUUCUGAUUUAACAUGAAUUUCACAAUGUCAUAUGAAACACAAACAAUUGUAUUAAAUCAUUUGAGUUAUUAAAACAAUUGGUGUGUGAUUGUUUAUAGUUUAAUUAAUAAAUGACAUAGGAAUGUUUAUUGAAUAAUGUCAAAAGUGUAAGCAGGCGAUUAAUUGCAAGUUUAAAUAACCAUUAAAUAAAAAUAAGGUUAACUGCAGAACACUAAAAUAUAGUCAUAUGCUUUUUUGUUCUUCUACAGAGCCCCUGAAGUCCUGAAGUGGCCAUUUUACAUAAUAAAGUUUUGAGCACCACAUACUAAGUGGUGAGCACUUAUGAAUAUUUGGAGUCAUGGCAGAUGGCACAAAAAAGAAUUAAAGCAAAUUAAAGAUAAUAAUGUAAGGUUUUCUGUUUAUACAGUUAUCAAAACCAUAUUUAUU